This is a messenger RNA of Sinocyclocheilus rhinocerous, 4297 nucleotides long. RefSeq names its product zinc finger and BTB domain-containing protein 11-like. Gene Ontology annotation, biological process: regulation of transcription by RNA polymerase II. NCBI's taxonomy places the organism in Eukaryota, Metazoa, Chordata, Actinopteri, Cypriniformes, Cyprinidae. The coding region runs from base 260 to 3685 and encodes 1141 amino acids. The transcript is spliced from 10 exons. Gene Ontology annotation, molecular function: RNA polymerase II cis-regulatory region sequence-specific DNA binding; protein binding; DNA-binding transcription repressor activity, RNA polymerase II-specific. The record is from RefSeq and is a predicted model, not a curated record. Gene Ontology annotation, cellular component: nucleoplasm.
CUGUUUCCGCCAUUUCAAACGCAACAUCCGGUUGUGUAGCAGCCAUUUUGUCUGUUCAGGCAAGUCCGCCCCACACGGUCAAGAACUGACGUUCCCCUUUGGAAAACAUUUCAGAAAUAUCACACUUGAUACUUUCCCGCGCCAUCUAUGGAAGUGGAAACGGGCUGGAAAAAAUACCUUAUUGAAUUCUACGCUCGGGAAUACCUCUCACUGGCCGAUGUGUGCUGUUUUUGUUGAGUGAGCUUCAUUAAUCGGGGUUAUGUCGAGCGAGGAGAGUUACUUAGCCAUCCAGCGCUACCUGACGGAUGAACGUGAGCCUUACGCACCGGGCACGCACGGCAACACCAAGAGAAAGAUCCGAAAAGCUGCCGCUUGUUACAUAGUGCGCAAUGGGAUUCUUUAUUAUCAGAGGCGGCAGAAAGGCCUGGAUGAAUUCACGGAGCUUGAAGUGGUGCUGCAGGCCGAGAGACGGAAGGAACUCAUCACGGAGGCGCACAUCACGUCCGGAGGGGAACACCUCAACCAGCAGCAAACAUGGGAAAUCAUCUCCCAGAAAUACUGGUGGAGAGGUGUGCUGAAGCAGGUGAAGGAUUGCAUCAGAGAGUGCAGUCACUGCCAAAGCAAGCAGGAGAAGGUGAGAGGCAACGCUGAAGAGGCCACAAAACAAGCAGCUGUCCGGCAAGCAAGACGAAAGACCUCCGCCUGUGCCAGUGAGGAAGAGGACGAUGAGGCACUUGAUUAUUUGGAUCUGGAGCAGUCCAGUGCACCUGAUAAACACGAAUUGGUGUUUGUGGACAGUAAGGGAAUUGUCAAGCAGUUCUUACCGAAGCAUGGGCAGACGAUGCUGGACAAGUUGAACCAGCAGCGACUGAAUAAUGAGUUCUGUGAUAUCACGCUGCUCAUUGAGGGUGAGGAGUAUCGCACACAUAAAGCUGUCCUGGCCUCCUGCAGCGAUUAUUUCUACGAGCUCUUUGUGGAAAAGGGUGCUAUGUCCAGUCAUGAAGCUGUCGUUGACCUCUCUGGCUUCAGCAAGGCCAGUUUUCUGCCAUUACUGGAUUUUGCCUACACCUCCAAUCUGACCUUCAACUUUUGUGUGAUGGCAGAAGUAGCCACACUGGCACGGCAUUUACUGAUGGCGGAAGUGCUUGAGAUCUGCGAGUCUGUGCAUAAGAAAGUGGAAGAGCAGAAGCUGAUGGUCUACCAGAGGGAAGACAUUCACACUGUGGUAUCCAACCAACCUGCGCCCCCUCAGCCAGUAACACCCACUGCCUCCGAAACCUAUGUUGUGACUAUGCAGUGUGAAGGCACGCCUGAAGAAGGAAAGUCCCUGGCUGUAAUCGCAAGUGAAAUCGGGACAGCUGAAUCGCUGGCGUUGCUUGCUGGUGCGACCGUAGAUGGCGAAACGAUGACUGUAGUCACUCAUAGCGGACAGGCUGGCUCAGCGGAGUCUCUUGCCAUGGUGGCCCACAGUGGCCAUGCAGAGGAGGACGAGACCAUGACUCUGGUCACUCACUCUGGCCAGGCAGGUUCAGGUGAGUCCCUGGCUGUAGUACAGGCCUGUUGGUCUGUAGAUGAGCCACAGGUUGGUGACACACCUGUCGCAGAGAGCAUGCAGACGGGAGCCUUUCUUAUUAGCGUGGAUCCUGGCAAAACGGAUGCUUCUGAGAUUGUGCAUUUAGCUGCAGCAGUGCCACCUGCUGUGCAGGAUGAGCCCCAGGCGGCUGAACCAACACGCCAACCUGAGCCUGCAGCAGCGCCACAGCCAGCCCCUGCACCAGUGAAAAGGAGGCCAGGGAGACCACCUAAAGUGAAGCAACAGGAACCACCUCCUCCUUUUCCGUCAGAGGAGGAGCCCAAGGAGAUGGAGGGUGUUGAGGAUGAAUCAAAAAAAGAAGAGGAAUGCAUGGAUUCCAACAAGAGAUACCUGAGAAAACGAUCUGUGAAGGAAGGAGGGUAUGUUCGUCUUCAUAUGGGACUUGAGACGGAAGAGGAAGAGAAAAGCAUUUCACCUCCUACGAAGACACCUCAGAGAUUUGUCAGGAGAGGCCGACCGGUUCAGUCUGCGAAGAAGAAUCCUGAUGAGUUUUCAGAGACAAACCUGGAGGCUACUUCUGAUGCCGUAGCUGCUUUAGCAGAGGAACCUGAGCCUGUUGCAGACCAGCCAGAGACCGUGGAGGAGGACACACUGCAGGGAGACCCAGGAGGAGCUGCGGAGAGAGAACACGCGUGUAACGAGUGCGGCUUGGUGUUCCAGAGGCGGUACGCCCUCAUCAUGCAUGCUCUGAAACACGAGAAGACUCGCAGCUUCAAGUGCAGUAUUUGCAAUAAGGAGUUCCAGUACGCAGCUUCGCUCCGUGCACAUUUGGCCCGUCACAAGCAUCAGAAGACCCAGAGAGCCAGCAUGACACGAGCCAUGGCCGCAGAAGAUUCUCAGGGGUCAGAAGGUCAGAUGAGGUACCGCACCAAACGGGAGUUUGUGUGCGACAUCUGUGGCAAGACUCUGCCCAAGUUGUAUUCCCUGCGCAUUCAUAUGCUGAACCACACGGGGGUGAGGCCACACACAUGCAAGGUUUGCGGGAAGAGCUUUGCCACCAAGCACAGCCUGAAGAUGCACCAGGCGCUGCACGACUCCCUCAAGAGAUUUCAGUGCACUGUCUGUGAGAAAUCUUUUGUCACCAAGAGAAGCCUGGAGGAGCAUAUAAGCAUUCACACAGGUGAAUCAAAGUACUUAUGCACAACCUGUGGAGCAUCUUUUCACCGUGCGUCCGGACUGAGCAAACACCUCAAGAAACAUCAGCCCAGACCUGAGGUCCGCUCAUUCCACUGUUCUCACUGUGAUAAGAGUUUCUUUGAAGCAAAAGACCUGCAGCAGCACAUGAAUAAGCACUUAGGCCUAAAGCCCUUCCAGUGCCAGGUCUGCGGCAAAUGCUACAGCUGGAAGAAGGACUGGUACUCGCACGUCAAAUCACACACCGUUGCAGAGCCCUUCAGGUGUAAUGUGUGUGGGAAGGAGUUCUUUGAGAAGGCCCUGUUCAGACGGCAUGUCAAGAAAGCCACUCAUGGAAAGAAGGGCAGAGUGAAGCAGAACUUGGAGAGAGAGUGUGAACACUGUGGGAGGAAGUUCACACAGCUCAGGGAGUACCGCCGCCACAUGAAUAAUCACCAGGGAGUGAAGCCCUUUGAGUGUCUGACCUGUGGUGUUGCAUGGGCUGAUGCUCGUUCGCUGAAGCGCCAUGUUCGCACUCACACGGGCGAGCGCCCUUACGUGUGCCCGUUGUGCCAGGAGGCCCACAUAGACGCCAGAACAUUGCGGAAACACAUAACCAAGUUCCACGGUGAUCAGUUGCCCGGUAAGAUCAUGCUGGAGAAGGACACUCUGCAGUUCCACAACCAAGGCACGCAGGUGGAGCACGCCGUCAGCAUCCUCAGUUCCGAGCUGCCCCCUGAACUCCAGCCUCCACAGCCUCCCACCACAGAGGAAAUAGAGACCGUUCUCAUCACAGAAGAAACCGUGGAGGCCGUGCAGGCUAUGAGUGAGGGAACCGGGGCCACGUUGUCUGAUCAGAGUAUUAUGCAGGUUGUGAACUUCGUCCUGGCACAGCAGGCUUCAGUUAAAGUGGAAGAGGCACCAGAAAUCAUCCAGACCAUGGAAGUGGAGGUAGCCCAUGUGGCAGAGGUGGAAUGAGACACAAGUACUCAGAUGUGGCUUCUCAGUGACCACCUCAACAGAAACUGACCUGGCAGUAAAAAUAAUAUGACUAUGGGCAGGUUUAUUCUUUUUUUGUUGUCAUAUAAACCCUGUGUGAUAAUGUAAAAUGUGCUCAUUUAUUUUUGUUGUAAAACAUAAAUUAAAAUAAGCUCAAAGGACUCUUGAGUUUGCUGACAUCAGCCUUCCCACAGCUGGAUUGUGUGUGUGUGUGUGUGUGUGUGUGUAUCAGUGCAUGAUGUGGAUGUGUGAAUAUGCUUGAUUUGCAUUAUAGUAAACUUUUGUGUACAUGUGUACAUAAACAGAAUAAUUAGCAUUGUAAUACAGUCACAAUCAAGCAUACAACAAACAAAUGAAUCCCAAUAUAAACAUUUGUCUUUUUUGUAACUAGGUUGCAUUUUCUCAUUAUUAAGGCUGUUUUUUCUUUCGGAUUAUUUGUAAAGCUGAGAUAUAAGCUCUAACAGUCUUAGCGAAAGUGCCAUAGGCUCUUGACUUGUAUGAUGCGGUGCCUCUCGGUCUCAGCUGAGUACUAUGUAUAGCAGCAGAAAUGACAACCAAAUAAAAAACUCCCUGUCUUCAGGGAUGCACCAU